UCCAUCUGAAGCCCAUAGGCCCAAUUCACUUUCUCAAAGGAAAAUAAAUCGAUACAUGCGGCAGAGAUUUUAAUAUAAAUACUGAAACCACAAUCAGAAACAGAUCCACUUUCAGAGGGUUAGGUUUUCGGCAAUCGACUCUACAAGUUUUUUGAUUUCACACAGCUUGAAGCUAUCGACAAUGCCUCGCUAUGAUGAUAAGUACGGCAAUACUCGCCUCUAUGUGGGUCGUCUGUCUUCCCGAACUCGCUCUCGUGAUCUUGAGAGAGUCUUCAGCCGAUAUGGAAGAGUUCGAGAUGUGGAUAUGAAGCAUGAUUACGCCUUUGUUGAAUUUAGUGAUCCUCGAGAUGCGGAUGAUGCAAGGUACAACUUGGAUGGGCGUGAUGUUGAUGGAAGUCGUCUUAUUGUGGAAUUUGCUAAAGGGGUUCCUCGGGGUUCUCGUGAUUCUCGGGAUUCUCGAGAAUAUCUUGGUAGAGGUCCUCCUCCUGGCUCUGGACGCUGCUUUAACUGUGGCAUUGAUGGCCACUGGGCUCGAGAUUGCAAAGCUGGGGAUUGGAAGAACAAGUGUUAUCGCUGUGGGGAGAGAGGUCACAUAGAGAAGAACUGCAAGAACAGUCCCAAAAAGUUGAGCAGUAGACAUGCACGGAGUGUUUCACGCUCUCCAGGAAGGUCACGCUCUCCUAGGCGUGGCAGAAGCCGGGAUAGAAGCUACAGCCCAGCCCGCAGCUAUAGCCGAUCAAGAUCUCCUGUCAGAUCUCGAUCGCCUGUCAGAUCAAGAUCUCCUGUCAGAAGAGAUCGAAGCCCAGUUCCGGAUGACAGAUCUAGGAGCCCCCCACCUUCCAAGUCAAGGAAGUAUAGUAGAUCUCCUGAAGGUAGUCCUCAAAGGAGUGCAUCUCCUAGUAAUGAUAAGGUGGUCACUGCCCAAGAUGGGUCUGAUUAUAGUGAUGGUCCUAGAGUGAAAAGCAGAAGCCCUUCAAGGGACAAUGAUGACAGCCCUAAGGCUAAUGGAAGAAGUCGCAGCAGAAGCCGCAGCAGGAGUCCUAGCCGCAGUCCCAGGGAUGAGGAUAGGAGCCCCGUGGAGGAUGAUGAUGACACCACUCGUCGCUCUCCAUCACCUUAAGAAGUAUUUUCCUUGUAAGCUCAGGAUGUGUCCUGGAUAUUUAUAUGCUUUGUUUAUGAAAUGCACUAUAUUCCAACUUUAUUUUUUAAAACUGAAGACUUCAGUGAUUUUGGACAUGUAUGCUAUUUUUAAUGUUUAAACAUUAUGUUGGUUGAGACA
Vicia villosa (hairy vetch) is the source of this 1279-nucleotide messenger RNA. Its product is annotated as serine/arginine-rich splicing factor RS2Z32-like. Bases 182 to 1120 code for a protein of 312 amino acids. The record is from RefSeq and is a predicted model, not a curated record. The transcript has 7 exons. Gene Ontology annotation, molecular function: zinc ion binding; mRNA binding. Gene Ontology annotation, biological process: mRNA splicing, via spliceosome. Gene Ontology annotation, cellular component: nuclear speck. NCBI's taxonomy places the organism in Eukaryota, Viridiplantae, Streptophyta, Magnoliopsida, Fabales, Fabaceae.